GGAGUCUGAACAAAGUGGAAGUGGAAUGUGCCUGCUUGUUUACAUUUCGUUCUGUUUUUACCAUAUAUGUAAAUGUUUAUUUUGCCAGUGAGUUGUACGACCACAGUUGUUGAUUGUGCUUACUUGCGAACAUUCAACAUUGCGCUUUGAAUGUGCGAACAUAUCUUUAGUACGCAUGGCAAUUGGCAUGUUUAGUAGGCAUGUCGGGCACCAUACCAUUUGAAUCAUUGUGGUAGCUUGCCUUGCUGUGUAGCCUACUGUAAUGACAGUUGAGAGAGAUCCAUUCCACGUUAAACCGACAGAAAUAACUGUACAUGGACCGUGGAGGAAGAGGACGUGGAGGAAGGGGGAGGCGAGGUAAUCGUGUAGAGGACAAGGAUGUCCGCCUCUCCAAGUCUUUGUCCUUUGCCCUGCGCCAUGGAGCCAAUCAAAUGGGACUUCACAUGAAUCCUGAUGGCUUCCUAUUUGUGGAGGACCUACUGGCUCAUGCACAGUUCCACGCCUUCUCAUUGGAGGAUGUGGAGAGAGUUGUGGCCACCAAUGACAAGCAGCGAUUCAAGCUCCGCCCUCACCCUGAGGACGGACGGCUGCAGAUCCGAGCCAAUCAGGGACACUCUGUGCAGGUGUGUGAUCUGGACCUGAAGGCUGUACAGCCUGGUUCUCCUGAUUGUCCCAGGGAGGGAAUCCAUGGCUCCUAUCUCCGCCUCUGGCCCUCCAUCCGCUCCGAGGGCCUCAGCCGCAUGAACAGAACACACAUACACCUGGCCCUGGGCCUACCGGGGGAGGACGGGGUCAUCAGCGGCAUGAGGAGAGACUGUGACUUGGCCAUAUUCAUUGACGUCCCCAAAGCAUUGUCUGAGGGUAUCCAGUUCUUCUGGUCCGAGAACGGUGUAUUGCUGACACCUGGGGACACUGAGGGGAAACUACUUCCCCGAUACUUCAGCCGUGCCCUAAAACUAAUACCCACACAGAGUAUUCUGCCACUGGAGUAGGUGAAGAGGGUUAUCUGUGCUUUGGAGGUAAAGACUUGGCUGAAUUUGUCACCAGACGGCUGUUGAUUUCCAGUUCUGUCUAGACUGUUUCCAUGGUAACCAAUACUGUUCGGGACCAGAACCCUGAAGACUCUGGGUGAAUAAGACUGAGACUGAAAACACCCUCAACAACAACUCAACAACAGCUCUAAUACCAUACAGGACACAGUACAGACACAGAGAUGACUGGUAUUCCUGAUAAUAUUGUCACAUGACAAAGAUACAGAGGAUGCUAUCAGAUGGGAACCAGCAGGCACAAGCUGUGGGUUUGCCAACGGACAGUCUCAACUGCUCCACAGAGACACACACACUGCCUGCGGCUUCAUGUGCCGUCAGUCACAUUUCAGGAAACUCUGCCACCAUACUCUUAAGGACACAACCAUCAAGCCAAAUGCCUCAUCUGGAAAUUAAAACACCUGUCACUGUUUUAUAUAUGUCAAUAAACAUAUUUAAUUCUGGAUUUCAGAAUUGACAAUU
Messenger RNA from Oncorhynchus mykiss (rainbow trout), 1508 nucleotides. RefSeq names its product tRNA phosphotransferase 1 (gene trpt1). The record is from RefSeq and is a predicted model, not a curated record. Lineage: Eukaryota; Metazoa; Chordata; Actinopteri; Salmoniformes; Salmonidae. Gene Ontology annotation, biological process: tRNA splicing, via endonucleolytic cleavage and ligation. Gene Ontology annotation, molecular function: tRNA 2'-phosphotransferase activity.